Rotaria sp. Silwood2 is the source of this 740-nucleotide messenger RNA. The record is from the annotation of a GenBank genome assembly. Lineage: Eukaryota; Metazoa; Rotifera; Eurotatoria; Philodinida; Philodinidae.
GCGGAGAAGAAGACGCCUUGACAUCAUAUCAAAAAAUAAAAAAAAAGAUUUGAUUUUAAUAUCUAGAAAAGGGACUCUUAAAAGAUUGUUUAUUUUCUAUUGGAGAUGCGAAUAUGAUUAAGAUUUUUCAUGUAAACUACUUUUUUGUGUUAUAUUUUUUUUUAAUAUAUUGAAUGAUGAAAGUAUUAAAUAUAAAAUACUACCAUUCAUUAUGACUACAGAGUUAAAUAAAUAAUUUAAAUGACUUAUUAUUUUUUUUUCUUUUAGUCAAACAACAACAACAGCAACAACAAGUCGAUUAUCAUAUUCUUCAAAUAAUAUAGNAUAUAGAUAUCUCUAUAACACCAAUAGAACAUAAUGAUCAUAAAAUAAAUGUUUUAACAUUUUUUGAUUAUAUUAUUAAUCCAAAUCUUUCAAGAUCAUUACAAAAAGAGCUUAAAGCUGCUAGACAAUUAGGAUUACUUGUUGGAGUAUUUACUGUAACAUGGUUACCAUAUUUUAUAUUAUUUUUAAUUGUUGCAUGGUGUCAUAGUUGUGUAUCAGAUACUGUUUUUACAAUAUCAAUAUGGCUUGGAUAUAUAAAUUCAACAUUUAAUCCACUUAUUUAUCCAUUAUGUAAUACACAUUUUCGUCAUGCUUUUAAAAAAAUUCUUUUUUGUAAACAUGCAAAAGCAAAAAUAACAAAUCAAACUGCAUUAUCAGAACUUUAUGCCUUACAUUCAAUACGUCGUCAUCGAUAA